This is a messenger RNA of Monopterus albus (swamp eel), 461 nucleotides long. RefSeq names its product calcitonin/calcitonin-related polypeptide, alpha (gene calca). Gene Ontology annotation, molecular function: calcitonin receptor binding; hormone activity. The transcript is spliced from 4 exons. Gene Ontology annotation, cellular component: extracellular region. NCBI's taxonomy places the organism in Eukaryota, Metazoa, Chordata, Actinopteri, Synbranchiformes, Synbranchidae. Bases 62 to 451 code for a protein of 129 amino acids. The record is from RefSeq and is a predicted model, not a curated record.
GCAAGUCAGUCAUUUAAUCCUUCCUUAUUAGAAGAUCUGUUAUCUCACGGAACUCAUAAUAAUGCUGAAGCUCUGGACUCUCCUACUUGCCUGUGCGCUGAUUAUUUGUCAGAUGUACAUCUCACAGGCAGCUCCAUCCAGAACUAGUAAGGAGUCCAUGUCAGAUGGAGUCACCGGAUUGAACGAUGAUGUGCAAAGGUUGUUCAAAACUAUCAAGGAGUUCAUGCAGAUAACUUCAGAUGAGCAAGACCACCCAGCAGCUGAAGGAAGCAGCUUGAAUACACACGUGUCUAAGUGUUGUGCAGGCUUAAGCACCUGUGUGCUGGGCAAGCUCUCCCAGGAUACUCACAAACUACAAACCUUUCCCCACACCAACGUGGGAGCAGGGACACCUGGCAAGAAAAGAAGUCUGUCUGAGCAAUAUGAAAACUAUGGCAGCUCAUACAGUUGAAGCUCUCAUA